UGUACGACACAGAAGACUAACCUCUGUCUUCUAGCAUGGGGACCCUCUGGCACUUGCAAUAUACUUUGUUUUUAGUCUGUAUUUCAGUGCUGAAUACCACAGGGAUCAAGCAAAGACCAACUGGUGGCUUGAAAACAUGGGAUCCUGAAACAGCUUACCUCACCAGAUGUGAUUUUAACAAUAAUUUGAGGCCAUUUUGUGACUGGACUCAGCCAUGCAAUGUCAAUCAGGGAGUAUGGAUACGAACCAAGCAUGACACUCCAACUGAUGGAACAGGUCCUGAUGGAGACUAUCCUGAUGGAAAAGGUUAUUUCAUCUACCAAGAAGCAAGUAAUCUGCUCCCCUCCGACACUAACAGGCUGGAGAGCCCAGUUACUGCAGUUUCUGGCAAAAUAUGCAUAGACUUCUGGUACUAUAUGUUUGGGUCAGAAGAGAUGAAUGAGCUGAGAGUGCUUAUCCAAGAUGGCAAACAGGAGUCUGUGGUGUGGCAUCGGCAGGGAAACCAAAGUUCCUUCUGGAACUAUGGUGCCAUCACUCACAAUUUUCCAGCACAGAGAAAGAUAAAGGUAAUUUUUGAGGCUGUCCGAGGUCUGACAGAAUAUGGGGAUACAGCACUGGACAAUGUAAGAGUAAGGGAAGGACCCUGUGAAUCUGACCCUACACCUGUACCACCAACACCCACACCAACAGAACCUACACCUCCUCCAGUGACAGAAGCAAUUUGCAGUAUACAUGGGGAUCCUCACUAUAACACAUUUGACAAUCAGCGUCAUGACUUCAUGGGCACUUGCACCUAUACCCUCUCCAAGCUGUGUGAGAACAACAGCUCACUGCCCUACUUCAAUGUGGAAGCAGCCAAUGAGCACAAGAAAGGCAACACUCGUGUGUCCUAUGUCCAAUACGUGGAUGUCGACGUGUAUGGCUACAGGAUCAAUCUGGGUAAAAACAGAGUUGUUAAGGUUAAUGGAGUCAGCCAGGUGGUCCCUCUGACCUUGGAGCCUGGUGUCAGUAUUUUCUACAGUGGGCAGUAUGUUGUGGUUACUACAGACUUUGGGCUGAAUGUCAAGUUUGAUGGAAAUCACAGAGUAGAAAUCACUCUUCCCAGUACCUAUAUGUCUAAAGUAUGUGGAAUAUGUGGAAAUUAUAAUGGGCAUAAAGAAGAUGACUUUCUUAACCCAGAUGGAGAGAUGGAACCAAACUCAACCAGCCUUGGGAACAGUUGGCAGGUUUACAAUGAUUCCAGUUGCUCGCCAGAUUAUGGCCAUACUCCAAAUUGCACUGAUGAUGAAAAACAUAUGAUCCAAAGCAAUGCAUACUGUGGUCUGAUCACAGAUCCAAAUGGACCAUUCCAGAACUGUCACUCAGUAGUUGAUCCACAAAGUUACUCCGAAGGCUGCCAGUAUGAUCUCUGCGAGCUUCAUUUGAACAGUGCUGCCCUUUGUGAAAACCUACAGGCUUAUGCAGAUGUGUGCCAAGCUGCAGGAGUCCAGCUGCUACCAUGGAGAAAUGCAACCUUCUGCCCACUACCCUGUCCGACCAACACUCACUACGAGUCCUGUGCCGCAGCCUGCCCUGCCACCUGUGUUGACCCACUAGCACCCUACAACUGCAGCCUGCCAUGUGUGGAGGGCUGUGUGUGCAACAGUGGGUAUCUGCUCUACAAUGACCAAUGUGUGCCUAGCCAAAAAUGUGGGUGCUGGUAUAACGGACGGCACUACCCUGUGGGAUCUGGAUUCUGGACAGAUGACAGCUGCUCCACAAAGUGCACAUGUCCAGCACCGGGAAGCAAAGUACAGUGCAUCAAUACCUCAUGCCCUCCGGGCCGGUUCUGUGGAGUACAGGAUGGGAAACCUGUGUGCCUCAAACAUUCCUACGGCAUCUGCAACAUCCACGGUGACCCUCACUACAAGACCUUUGACAAGGUGACGCACAACUUCAUGGGCAACUGCACCUACACCCUGGCCAAAGUGUGCUCCAACACCACCUCUCUGCCCUACUUCAAUGUGGAGGCCAAGAACGAGCAUCGUGGGAACACCAGAGUGUCCUAUGUGCGUGAAGUCAUGGUCGAGGUGUACGGGCAGCGCAUUGUGAUUCGCAAGCAGGAGAACAGCCAUGUGCUG
Messenger RNA from Acanthisitta chloris (rifleman), 2120 nucleotides. Its product is annotated as zonadhesin-like. The record is from RefSeq and is a predicted model, not a curated record. The annotation marks the transcript as partial. Gene Ontology annotation, cellular component: membrane. NCBI's taxonomy places the organism in Eukaryota, Metazoa, Chordata, Aves, Passeriformes, Acanthisittidae. The transcript has 10 exons.